Spodoptera exigua (beet armyworm) is the source of this 1384-nucleotide messenger RNA. Lineage: Eukaryota; Metazoa; Arthropoda; Insecta; Lepidoptera; Noctuidae. The record is from the annotation of a GenBank genome assembly.
AUGGUGGUGGCAGAGUUCGAAGACGUGGAACCGGAUGCCCUAUACGAUGUACUCCACGACCCAGAGUACAGGUCUGUGUGGGACACACAUAUGCUGGCCGCGGAGGAUGCUGGGCAUAUCAAUGUUAACAACGACGUUGGAUACUACGCCAUGUCAUGUCCAGCACCCCUCAAGAACCGAGACUUCGUGCUGCAGCGGUCGUGGCUGGACACUGGCGACGAGAAGAUGAUCCUGAACCACUCCGUCUUCCACAAGGACUAUCCGCCAAGAAAGGGAUAUGUGAGAGCUGUCUCUCUGCUAACGGGGUUCGUGGUGCGGACGCGGUCUGGUGCUGGAAGCUGGCUUGGAUACGUCUCCAGAUCGGACCCUAGGGGAGCUCUGCCAGCCUGGUUGGUUAACAGGGUGACAGCGCAACUGGCACCUCGCCUAGUACAGCAGCUGCAUGCAGCCGCUCGUCGGUACCCUGGCUGGAAGGCGCUCACAGACCUGCCCUACCACAAACCCUGGAGACACCCUGAACAGGUCCCGCCGCAUAGAAUCUCUUUGGAUGAUUGCGUUGACCCCGACGCGCCACCACCGCCCGAAGAACCAAAGCCAGACACAUCCAAAGGGAAACUAGAAGUGCCACAUCCCAAAGAAAUAGAGAGCCACAGCGUGGAAGACCUCGGCGACAUAUCUUCAGAGUUCAGCGUAGAAGUUGAAGAAGAUAACCUUGACCACACAACAGACCCAAAAAAGAAAGGCAAAUUCUACAGACUUGUAAAAUCUAUGAAGAAUAGAAGGAAAAGUGUUCAGGUAGCCAAGAGUGCUGAUAACUUGGCUGAUAAGCCUUUGGAAGAACGGCAUGAGAAAAAGAAAGGGUUUAAGUUUCAUAGGAGGUUUAGCCUGAGUCGUGGGAGGGAAGAUUGAGCUUAUACGCGUUGUGACUUAGAGCGAUAGGGUUUGUGUAUUGGUUUUGAACUACGUGAUGACGAUUCCAGUAAUUUGACAUCUAUGGCAAAUUGUGACAGUUUUAUUUUUCGAUUUUCAAGUUCAUGUCAAAGAAGGUAAGGUUGAAAUUCGAUUAUCGAAAUCCAAAACUUAUACAUACAUGGUGUUCUUUUUUUAAAAUUGUGAGUAGGUAAUAUAAAAUGACUCACUUGGUGUUUUACGAACAAGCUCGAAAUCCUUAUCACGUGGUUCAAAAACAAUUUUAAUUGUUUAAAGAGAUAAGAAAUGUUUCCCUUGACAUGCCAAACAAUUGUUUUUAUUAUUAUUUUGUUUACAGUACAGUUGGUUAAUCCUAUUUGACUGUACUCUUAGCCCUUUUUAAUUACUACUAGCAAUGACGAAAUUUAAUUAGGUGGCGCUUAUUUAUAAAGCCUUUGUAACAAGAAAACCUUUG